AUGUCUGCCGAAUCGAUAAUCCGAUUACACAAUCGAUCGAUGUCAGACAGGAAGCGAACCAGUCAAAGGUUACAGAAAUCUUACGGUGCUUUUGUUUAAUACCUAGACGAGUUGAUUCAAGGUGCAGUCAUUUUCCCGGUGUGUAGAUUUGACAAUUUUAUGAAUGAAUUUCGGAAGUGCGUGGUUGAGUUCGGGGCCUGCAGGUGUGUGUGGGUUGUUGGUGUGUAGAUAGAAAACAACGUGUGUUGAUAUUGGCUUGAGUGUUCAAAAUCGAUGACACACAGUUUUAUAAAAACAUGUGCUUGUAAAUAAGGAUCAUCGCUGGCCUCGUACCAACUCGUUUUGUGGAACGGAUACGAUAUGCAAUGUCGAACAGGAAAAGAAUACUUUUUAUUCCAAAAUUAUCUGUACGAUACCAUAACUAGAAGUGAGUGAUUCAUAAAUGGCUGGAUUCUGGGAAGCAAAAGUCGUUAGUGUUGUGACCACAAUCAAUGGCUAUAGACACACACGUGGUGGUCGUACUCGUUUUGCUGACAGUUAUCAGAUGCUCCGAAUCAGCAUGUUCAGACCUUUGCAAGAACUGUGACGCGUCCACGGACGUUUGUAUCUCGUGUUACGGUGGUUGGUACGGGGACCAGUGCAAUGUGCCCUGCAGUGGUGACUGUCUCUUCUACAGUCUGAACGGAGACUCCGCCAACCACUGCGAUAGACAGACCGGAAGAUGCACCGAAUGCGAUCCGGGAAAAUAUGGAGAGACGUGCAACUUGGAUUGUGGGCGUGGCUGUAUUUACGGUGAAAAAGACGGCAGGAAUGGUAAACAUUGUGACAGAGUAACAGGCGUCUGUUCGUUAGGAUGUGACGCCGCUAAAGGAUAUUACAGCGAUACGUGUGAUAAGAAAUGUAGCAUCGGAUGUGAAGAAGAUUUUAUAAAAGGUGUGAGACCCUGUGAUCCAGAUAACGGGGUCUGCUCUCUUGGAUGUGAACCGGGAUGGAUUGGGAGAAAUUGCGACGAAGGAUGCGGAAUAUACUGCGUGGAGAUUUAUGAUGAUUAUUAUCGCAAAAAUAUUAGACAUUGUAAUAAUGUAACAGGCGCGUGUACUAAGGGGUGCAAUUCGGGAUGGUAUGGAAGUAAUUGCUAUUGUGAUAACGAAGAUUAUCAUUGCGAUGAAACCGGGUGUAGUGAUAUAACAAACAAUUGUAAGAAUUGUUUGAAAGGGUUUUAUGGCGAGAAGUGUCUCACACAAUGCCCAUCUAGCUGUAGGGACGCAGCCUGCGACAGAUUCACGGGGAAGUGCGUGCAGUGUAACGACGGUUGGUAUGGAGAUGAAUGCUCAUGUAAAGGUCACUGUCUGACCUCGGGUAGUGACGACGGAUGUGACGUCAAUGGCGUAUGUACCACCUGUCAACAAGGCUUCUAUGGUUCACUUUGCAACAUGAACUGUUCUACAAACUGUGUUGGUGGACAGUGUAUUAGAGGUAGUGGAGCUUGCAGUAGUUGCAAACCUGGAUAUUAUGGACAACAGUGUGAGAAGAAGUGUGGAGUAGGAUGCAGUGACGCGGGCUGCGAUGUAGAUGAUGGAUCAUGCCAUAGCUGUGUACCUGGUUAUUUUGGCUCCACCUGCAAUGACCGCUGUUCUAUAAAUUGUCAGGUUCAGAACUGCUCGAAAGAUACGGGACAUUGUUUUUCGUGUAAUGACGGUUGGACGGGAGAUCGUUGUCAAUGCAAAGGUCACUGCUUGGUAAAUAAUGGCUGUCAGGCUAAUGGAAUUUGUGAUGCCUGUGUCGUGGGUAAAUACGGGACGGAUUGUAACCAAGACUGUCCAAGUAAAUGUCUAAAUGGCUGUAACAGAACUACCGGGGUCUGUCUUGGAUGUCAGGCAGGAUGGUAUGGAGAUCGUUGUUAUUGUACUGGUGUAUGUCUAUCGAAUGGCUGCGAUAAAACCACAGGCCGGUGUGUUGAAUGUGAAAAUGGCUACUGGGAGGAAAAGUGCACCGAAAAAUGUCCCGAGAACUGUGAUGAUUCAGGAUGCAAUCGAUACGACAGUACUUGUAAAAAAUGCAAACCUGGUCAGUUCGUAGAGAGAAGUCAGUGUUUAUGCAGUGGCCACUGUAAUGAUCAAGGAUGUGAUUUGAAAUCUGGACUGUGUACCCAUUGCGAUCGAGGAUGGCAUGGGUCGAACUGUACGAAAGCUUGCCCGAGCAACUGUUUAGAUAGCGAAUGUAACCGACAAACGGGAGCCUGCGUCAGCUGUAAGGAUGGGUUUUAUGGUACUUCAUGUGGGAAUUCUUGUCCACAGAAUUGUAAAGAUAGCAAAUGCAACAUCAAAACGGGGGAAUGUUUAGAAUGCGAAGGAGAACGUUCUGGAAAGAACUGCACUUGUACGGGAUUCUGCUACGAGGAUAAAUGUACUGAAAACGGAAGAUGUGUUGAUUGUAAAAUUGGAUAUUAUGGAGAGGGUUGUUCAUUCCAAUGCCCAACAAGCUGCCCUAGUUCGUGCGACAGAACACAGGGAACUUGUGAAUCUUGCCCGACGGGUUUCUAUGGAUUGUUUUGCAAUGAACGAUGUUCAAAAUAUUGCAGUAAUAACACAUGUGAUAAAAACACUGGAAGAUGCUCGAGUUGUACUGAAGGAAGAUACGGAGAAAAGUGCUUAUGUAUCGGCCAAUGUGGGAAAACAGAAUGUAAUUUUAAUACUGGUAUUUGUCACGAAUGUGCUGAGGGUUAUCAUGGAGAUAUUUGCAUUACUGCAUGCCCAGUAAAUUGUAAUUAUUUGGGAUGCGACCGUGACUCAGGUGAAUGUUCUCAGUGCAGAGAUGGGUGGUUUGGCCUGCAAUGCACAUGCACAGGUAAAUGUGACAGUUCAGGGUGUGAUAAAGACGGAAGAUGUUCCAAAUGUGAGGCCGGUUUAUACGAUGAAAAGUGUGAUAAAAAAUGUCCCCAAAACUGUGCAGAUGUUUCUUGUAGUAGGCAAACUGGAUUCUGUACGAAAUGUAAGCCAGGCUGGUCUGGACCAAUGUGCGAUUGCAUUGGUCAUUGUGGUAAUGACACGUGCAGCUCUGAAAAAAUAUGUUUAACUUGCAAAAACGAAUGGUAUGGAAGAGAUUGCAGGUCUUCUUGCCCAGAAAAUUGUAAUUCCACAGGAUGUCAGAGGGACACGGGCCUGUGUUUAUAUUGUAAAACUGGCUACUAUGGCAGUAGAUGUUCGUGCACCGGGUUAUGUGGUUCUGGUGGUUGCGAUGAAAACGGUCGAUGUUUUGAAUGUAAGGAUGGCUUAUACGGAGAUAGAUGUCAACGGACAUGUCCUAAACACUGUGGGGAAUCUGCUUGUACUCGGGUUGGUCAUUGUCGGUCCUGUGAAUCUGGCUGGAAUGGACAGAAUUGUGAAUGCUUUGGACACUGCAAUAACAAUAUCUGUAAUGCACUGGGCGUAUGCGAUAGUUGUGUGGACGGUUGGUAUGGGUCCUCUUGCAAUAAGACAUGUCCAGAACAUUGUGAAAACGGCUGCGAGCGAAACACUGGAAAGUGUCUUCAAUGCGAAAUAAACUGGUUUGGUGAGACUUGUUCUUGCACUGGAUAUUGCGGGCAAUCUGGAUGCAGCUCUAACGGGACGUGUUUAGAGUGUGCAUCUGGAUAUCAUGGAAGUAAGUGCUUGCUGACAUGUCCCAAAAAUUGUGAUGAUUCUGGGUGUAAUCGAGCCACUGGGUUCUGUAAAAGCUGUCCAAGCGGAAAGUAUGGUAAUAAAUGUAACUGCACUGGAAAAUGUGAUUCGGGAGGUUGCAACCUGAAUGGAACUUGUUAUGCUUGUGAUGCUGGCUAUACUGGUUCAAAAUGCUUGGAAAAAUGUCCUGAUGAAUGUAAAGAAAGCUUUUGUUUUAGAAACAAAUCCUGCCUCUCUUGCAUAGAAAACAGGUUCGGAAGUCAGUGUCAAUGCUUGGGUCAUUGUCAAGAUGAUAAAUGCAAUACAAACGGUUUAUGUGAUAACUGUAAGAUUGGUUGGUAUGGAGAUAUAUGCAAAAGCGAGUGUCCUGAACAUUGUUCAAAUGGAUGUUAUCGCAACAAUGGUACUUGUCGUGAUUGUGUUUUAUCGUGGUAUGGAAAUAAAUGUGAAUUGGAGUGUCCGAAAAAUUGUGAAAAUGGAUGCGAUAGAAAAAAUGGUAAAUGUUUAUCUUGUAAGUCAAACUGGUUUGGUGAAAGAUGUCAUUGUCGUGGCCAUUGCACUGAUGAACUUUGUCUAGAUAAUGGCAUUUGUCAGAAUUGUUCAAUUGGAUAUUAUGGCAAAAUGUGUUUAGAUACUUGUCCGAAAAAUUGCGAUGGGAACACUUGCAAAAGAGAAAGUGGAAACUGUUUGGUUUGCAAGAAGGAUUGGUUUGGUGAUUCUUGUACUUGUAAAGGACCAUGUGGAGAGGACGGGUGCAAUGAUACUGGUAUAUGUAGGACUUGUGUUCAUGGUCGGUAUGGAGAACUGUGUAACCAGACAUGUGCGCCAUCCUGUGCUCAGUGUGAUAGGGAGAGUGGUGAAUGUAAAGUUUGUGAUCCAGGAAAAUUUGGCGCGCUCUGUAGCAAAACUUGUCAGCCAAACUGCAAAGAUUCUACAUGUGAUAAAACAACAGGUCUUUGUGUGGAGUGUGCCCCUGGAAAGUUUGACGAGAUGUGUGAUAAAAACUGUAGCCUGAACUGUCACGAUGCUUUUUCAUGUAGCAGGGACGGGCACUGCCAUAACGGGUGUAAGCUGGGAUAUCAGCCCCCUGUCUGUGCAGAGCCUCUCCGUCAGAUAGGAAUGCAGAUGAUGGUCAUCGUUACUGUGUUAGUCAUCGGUUUCCUCUUUAUGGUGGUCAUCGUUGUCAUUUGCAUUUGCUAUGUUCGACGAAAAAAGAAGACGAACAAGGAUUUGAUUGUAAAGAUAUCAAAGACCAAUGCGCCGCUCUCGGCCAAUCCCCUCCUUGGGAACAAAGCGUCGGUGAUCCGGAAGCCGGGUAACGCCAUGUUCUCUAAUGGUGUAUACAAUGCGUCGCAACCCCUUAACGUUACAGAUCGUUAUGUAUUAGAGGACUGACAUCCCCCUCCCGAAGAAAUCCAUGCAGUAGCUGACCAAUGGCUUCAGUGAAUGACAAUACUCAAGUGUUCACCAAGCGUAGUCAAAUCAACUUAUUUAUUAUACAGUUUGUUAAGUACAUAGCUGAUGUACUUAAUUUAUAAUCCUGUUUACAUUGUUACGAUGUCCAUGUGUUCACAAUGAGUGCCAUGAGUUUUUUGUUUUACUUAAUUCCGUUUUAUUUUUACGUGUAUUUCUGUGUUUCCUUUUUUAUUCCAUUAUUAUAGAAUGUGGCUUUAAUCUAACAAAAUGUAUUAACAUGAAACUAAGAUACAAACAUGUAUAUUUUGCAAUGUAAGAAACACUGUUAAUUGCAUAAUGAUAGUUUCUAGAACAUUUCAAGGACUGGUUGCCUUUUCAUAGGUAUUAUAAUGGCGUAUUCACUUUUGAAAUUUAACUGAAUUUGUGAUUUUGUGUAUAAAUGUAACUGAGAGAGAGAGAGAGAGAGAGAGAGAGAGAGAAGAGAGAGAGUCCAUUCCUUGCCAUCCUUGUUUUGAUAUUAAAUUUCUUUUUCUGAUAGUUUAUCUAAUUUUUUAUGCUAUACAUAUAUUUUAUUUCUGAUGAGAUAAAUGCAGAAUUUAACAGGCACGUCAGCAUAUAAUGAAAUGGAACUUUUAAGCAAAGAAAAUGGUUCAGUCAAAUCUGGUAUUUGCAUUCGCACCUUAAUGAGAUAUAAUAACUGCACCUAUUUCAUGUAUAUAAUAUGUAAUUCCUACAGACAGUGGCGUAUGUUGGCCACUCAUGAUCUUGUCUAUUAACACUCUGUAAAUAGUAAUUUAAACUCCUUAUGAACCUUCUCCUUAAAUCAUAUUGUGUCGAUUGCAUGCAAUGUUGUAGCUGUUGAAAUACUUGAAGAAUGUUGCGCACACCAGAUGGUUGGAAUUCGCAGCGGAUCUAUACUAAUCCACGAUAUCAAUUUCAUAUUUCAAUUUGUGGGGACCAAUUUUCGUCGUUUAGUAAAUAGAUUUGUGGCAAAUUGAAUAGAUACACAUUACAUUAAUUUUCGCGAUGACCUUCAUACAAAUAUGCAUUAAGGGGUUUCUUUAAAUAUCCACAAUUCCUUAACAGUCAUUCGCGAUCAUUCUUUAGGCAAAUUCAAAUUUACUACUAGUGAUAUUCAUUCUUAAACAUCUUAAGAGGGGAUGUUAUACGCUGAGUUAGUUUUCAUCUGUGCCUGUUUUAAUCCAUAUUAUACAUACUUAUUUUAAGCCGAACUUAUCUGCUUGCAUUGACGCAGAACGGCUUUUGCAUUGAUACAUCAGAAGAGACAUUAAAGGGGCAUGGUCACGAUUUCGGUCAAAUUUUUUCCCCCGAUUUUAAUAUUUACAAUGCUUCAGAAAAGCAUUUUUAAUAGGCAACUGGAAUUUGAGUGUCGUUCGUUGAGUUGUAAGCGAGUUACAGAGCUUGAAAUUCUUUGCUAUGUAAACACAGCGUUUGUUUACAUUUUGAACGUUGAAGUAAAAAUUUCAGUUUGAAACCUAAAACGAAUGUGUUAAACUUUAGGAACUGUUUAUUUGUGCUUAAAAUGAAUAAAAAAUAGACAAAUAAGCUAGAAAAAUAUUUCUUAAUGGUAUAUUGAAUCUAUGUAAACAAAAACAGGGCACGAGUCUUGUUUACAUGACAAAGAAUUGUGAGCCCUGUAUCUUGCUUAUAACUCUACGAAUGACUCUCAAAUUUUAUUUGAUCAUUAGAAAUGCAUUUUUAUAGCAUUGUAAAUAAUAAAAACAUUAAAAUAGAAUUUGACCAACAUUGUGACCAUGCCCAUUUAAUAUACUUUCAUUACAAACCGCAACUUUUAAAUCACUUCUUAUGAUUGGUGUUUUUUUUGUUACUCUUUGUACAUAAAAUUGAACAAUUAUUUAUAUAUUUUGGUAUUAUGCUUUAAUUAACGAAUACUCUUUUUUUUUAGUUAUGAUAUUAUUUGUUUUAUUUGUGAUAAACAGUUUCACUGCUUAAUAUGAGAAGAAUUUAUUAAGAUUCACA
Messenger RNA from Magallana angulata, 7076 nucleotides. Its product is annotated as multiple epidermal growth factor-like domains protein 6. The record is from RefSeq and is a predicted model, not a curated record. Gene Ontology annotation, cellular component: membrane. Lineage: Eukaryota; Metazoa; Mollusca; Bivalvia; Ostreida; Ostreidae. Gene Ontology annotation, biological process: ATP synthesis coupled electron transport. The transcript is spliced from 5 exons. Gene Ontology annotation, molecular function: NADH dehydrogenase (ubiquinone) activity; scavenger receptor activity. The coding region runs from base 492 to 5054 and encodes 1520 amino acids.